Messenger RNA from Cylicocyclus nassatus, 727 nucleotides. The record is from the annotation of a GenBank genome assembly. Lineage: Eukaryota; Metazoa; Nematoda; Chromadorea; Rhabditida; Strongylidae.
CUAAACUGCAUAGGAUGAUGCUGCUGGCGUUUGCCUGCCUUAUUAGCUCUCUUCGAGCGUUUGCACCGGGAGGUCCACCGUCGUUUCCAAUUCCGCCACAGGCCUUGGAAGAUCUUAGAAGACUACAUACUGAUCCUAGUCUCACUAAGCAACAAUUUGAAGAAGCCUUGGCACAAUGGGCGGAACAAUAUGGAUUGACCAACCAAUAUGCGGCCUACAAAAAAUUGCUGGAAGAGCAAACAUCAGCAGCAGAGCGUGAACUGGACGAAGCUAUACAAAAUUUACCGUAUAUUAUUGAAGAGCUUAGACAGAUCGAAAAUGAUAAUGCACUCACCAUGCUGCAGGCGUCGCAAAGAGAAAUGGAAAUUAUAAACAGACUAACACCAAAGCAGCAGCGGCUUUUGAGGUCCGCAGGACACAUCUUUGCUCUAGCUUAUCUUCAACCGAGACCAGGUCCAGGAGGUGUCAGACCGGGACCGUUCGGACCAGGACCUUACGGACCUGGACCAUUUGGUCCUGGGCCUUAUGGACCUGAUCCAUAUGGACCUGGACCACGCAGACCUGGACCACACGGACCUGGACCACGGGGGCCUGGGCCUUGGGGUCCACGUGGACCGCGAGGAUUUUGAAGCUAAGAGGCCUUUGCUAAUUUCCUUCCUCUUUCGGCUUACUCGCAAUUUCGUUUACGCUGUGAUCGUAGUCAUCGAAAUGAAGUAUGCAAAUAAAA